AUGAGACGCACCCUGCUGAAGUUGUUGCGCAUAAGCGAAUUUUCUGACGAGGCGCAGUUUCGCAACCCGUCACUGUUAUUCACAGUACAGGACGUCAUCUGCCUCUGCUGCAACUUUUGUCGGUCCAUUGAUUUAUGCCAUGACCCUCAGCUGUUUAAGUGUAGCGCAUCACGCUCAGAUGAUGAUGACAGAGGCGAAGAAUAUGAAAAGGAUGCGGACGCUUUCUCAGCUUGGCACUGUCCUCGAGCUACGCGGUGUACGACAAGACCGCAUUCUGAACUGCGACUCGUUGAGAUGAUACAGGCGCAGUCGGUGGCGUACCAAUUGCAGGAUUGUACUGCCGUAAGUGCCAUUUGCCAGCUGAGCGCCAAAUGCGCGAUUACUGCCCAUGUUCAAAGACGUAUACAUUUAUACCUGGUGCGUGAAUCGCUGAUGGAGACGCUGCGCCUAGUGAUGCGCAUUGCGCAACAAGACAAGUUUGCAUGGCUCCUCGAAACUGUUGAGCGCCUGAUGUGCGAGACGGCUCAGCUUGUACUUAUGUAUUAA
Molecule: messenger RNA, 546 nt
Organism: Peronospora belbahrii
Lineage: Eukaryota; Oomycota; Peronosporomycetes; Peronosporales; Peronosporaceae
Source: the annotation of a GenBank genome assembly